UAUGGCUGAAGGAAUGAACAAUAAAGGGUCAAGUGCAAACUUUCAAAGCUUUAAUCCAUGCAAUUUCGGAGAGGAUGCAAGUAUUUGGAGAGUUGAAAAAUCCAAAGUAUUUCCACCAUUUGCUCUAAAUUUAAAUUACCGACCUUUUACUCCAAUACCGACGCCAACUUCUCCUCCUCCUCCACCCCCUCCUCUACCAAGUCCUCUUCCUGCUAUGAGAUUUCUACCACCGAACCUCAAUUGCCAGCCAACGGCUAUUCCUAAAAUUGGAAUAUUCGGAGAAUCUAUCACUUCUACUCCUUUUAGCUAUCCUCAGGUCAUUCGUCCAUCACCACCAAAGUUCAACAUACCAUCAAGAAAGGACAACUCUGGUGCUAUUUUCUGCGUCUUCUGUAAGAAUAACAGAACGGCAUCGUCGACUUAUAUGUCUCAUACGAUAAGAGAUAACGACAAUAAAAUUACUUGCCCUCUUUUGAGAGCGUAUGUUUGUCCUGUUUGUUUCGCCAACGGCGAUAACGCACAUACAAUCCGAUAUUGUCCAUUGACAAUGUAUCCUCAUCUAUUACAACAUGUUACGUUUUCUCAUUGGGUAUCACUCCCAAUAAAAACUCAAAUUAGAUUGGCUACAUCGGCUAAGGAAAAUGGAUUGAACCUAAUUGAGCCUGUACAUCCUCAAUCUAAGCUGGCCCGAUUAGGCGAAUCUCCUCAGUACAAAAACAAAACUAUUGUCGAAGUUAUUACUAUGCUUAGAAAUAACGAAUUAGAACUUAUUUAA
This is a messenger RNA of Dimorphilus gyrociliatus, 775 nucleotides long. Lineage: Eukaryota; Metazoa; Annelida; Polychaeta; Dinophilidae. The record is from the annotation of a GenBank genome assembly.